UGCCUGGUUUUGGCCAUUAGGAUGAUCAGUACAUCCUACUUCCCCAUCUCAUGCAAGACUUUGAAACUGUUGCCGAACCCUCCCUACCGUGGCAGACACUCAGUGGAAACAUGAAGGAUUCAGUCAAACUGGUUAUUUGGCAUCGUGCAGACCACUAUUUCCCAAUCUACAAGCGAAUCAUGACAUUUGGGGCGUGAGGAAGACGCCCUGGGUGGUGCCUUAGUGCAGGGUUUCCUCAUUUCCAUGGGCUUCCGGUCUCUCCUCUCUCCAGCUUCUAACUGUCACUGCAACUACAUCUCAUUCUUCAGCCUGAUGUCACAUGCAGAAGUCCGGAGGUUCCUAAUCGGCACGGAGUCUUCGGGAGCAGGGGAAGCUUCCUUAAGUAGGCAUUCGCACGAUGUGGCUGUUUUUCACAACAACCUGUUUGCUCUGUGGAACUUUAAAUGCUGGUAGCUUCUUUAAUUUGGAAAAUGAAGCGAAUCCUGAAGUGUGGAUGAAUAUUAGCGAGAUCAUCACCUAUAAUGGCUACCCCAGUGAAGAGUAUGAAGUCACCACUCAAGACGGGUACAUCCUCAGCAUCAAUAGAAUCCCCCACGGGCGAAGAGAUGAUAGAAGCACAGGUCCCCGGCCAGUUGUGUACCUGCAACACGCUUUGUUUGCAGACAAUGCCUCUUGGCUUGAGAAUUAUGCCAAUGGCAGCCUUGGAUUCCUCCUAGCAGAUGCAGGUUACGAUGUCUGGAUGGGAAACAGUCGGGGAAACACUUGGUCAAGAAGACACAAGACGCUCUCAGUGACUGAAGAAAAAUUCUGGGCCUUUAGUUUUGAUGAAAUGGCCAAAUACGAUCUUCCAGGAAUAAUAGACUUCAUUGUAAAUAAAACUGGUCAGGAGAAGCUGUAUUUCAUUGGACACUCCCUUGGCACGACAAUAGGGUUUGUAGCCUUUUGCACCAUGCCUGAACUGGCACAAAGAAUCAAAAUGAAUUUUGCCUUGGGUCCUGUGGUCUCAUUCAAAUAUCCCACGGGCAUUUUUACCAGUUUUUUUCUACUUCCAAAUUCCGUAAUCAAGCGUUUUUUUGGUACCAAAGGUUUCUUUUUAGAAGAUAAGAUGGGCAAGGCACCGUCUACCAAAAUCUGCAACAAUAAGAUAUUAUGGGUGAUAUGUAGUGAAAUUAUGUCCUUAUGGGCUGGAGCCAACAAGAAAAAUAUGAACGUGCUUUACCGAUCAGAUGAAUUCAGGGCGUAUGACUGGGGAAGCGAAGCUGAGAACAUGCAUCACUACAAUCAGAGCCGCCCCCCACUCUAUGACUUGACCACCAUGAGAGUGCCUACCGCUAUUUGGGUUGGGGGCAAUGACGUCCUUGUAACGCCCCAGGAUGUGGCCAGGAUACUCCCCCAGAUCAGGAAUCUCCGUUACUUCGACCUGUUGCCUGAUUGGAACCACUUUGAUUUCAUCUGGGGCCUCGACGCUCCUCAGCGUGUGUAUAGGAAAAUCAUAGACUUGAUGAAGUCAUACUCCUGACGCAUGCAUUUCUGGGCUCAAAGUUGCAUGCAAGCCCGUGAGAGGCUCUGGAAAAGAGACUAAUCAUCAGGAAAGUCUUCUCUAGGCUCGUUCGCCUCGUUGCUGUUGCCGAGAUGCUCCCCUUAGCUGACAUCCAAGCAAGAAUUAUUUCAACUGUCCUGUUCUUUCUGUAAGAAAUGUGCACACCCUCCAAAUCCCUUCCCCUCCGUCAAGGGUAGGCCCGAUUUUCCCUCUCUGCUAACUGUACACUUGGGAGAGUGGUUCAAAGAGGACUUUUUCUUUCCUAGUUAAAGUAAAAUUUCCCGAAAGGAAAAGCUCUGUAAAGGCAGCCACUUGGGAAUGUACUUGGGGUGACAUAGGGCCAUACGUUAGGGCCAUAGUCAUUAUGGCUAUCUGUAAACAAGCCACGAGAUAAGGCCCAGCCCACAUCAAGCAUGAAAGAAAACAGCAGACUAAGAAAACUAACAAAAUUUAAGUAUUCUGGGAGCGCAUUUUACCAUUCCAAGCAAAGAAUGAAAAGAGAGGGAGACAAAACUGGGAAUGAGCAGGUGAGAUAAGCUGAAUUACUGAUUACUCUUAAGUUAGAACCCAUGAGAAAAAUUCUCUCUUCUUUUGCUCUAAAGAGAAGCUAAACCGAUCACUACUGGUGACUUCAUUGUCGAUGUGGACUUUACACUAAUGCCUGCUAACAAGAGACAUUUAAAGCAUCUUCCGGAAAACCUAUUUGAGAAGCCCCAAGGGAGGCACAGGAAUAUUCUAAGUCUUGCUCUCCUUCACUCUCUAAAUGAUGCCAGACAUUGAUUCUAGGAUUAAGUACAGAGUUCCAACAGUAGCGUGAAGUUCAGUUGCAAAAGUUCUGGACCUUCUAUGAUAAUGUCGUUAACGUAAAACUGUUUACGAUCCUCAAGGAAUCAUAAAUAAAUGAUACACAUGCAUACCUCCCACAGUUUAUUUAAACUUAAAACAGGUAAAUGUAGAUUAGGUCACUGAUAUUUGCACGUAGGAUCGGGGUUUUGGGGAUGUCAAAUGCCACAUCAUCAUUCUUCAAUAAAUAAUCCAUAAUUCAUGAUUUUUAA
Messenger RNA from Lynx canadensis (Canada lynx), 2595 nucleotides. It is a transcript of the gene LIPN, whose product is annotated as lipase family member N. The record is from RefSeq and is a predicted model, not a curated record. Gene Ontology annotation, molecular function: hydrolase activity, acting on ester bonds. The coding region runs from base 398 to 1519 and encodes 373 amino acids. Gene Ontology annotation, biological process: lipid metabolic process. The transcript is spliced from 9 exons. NCBI's taxonomy places the organism in Eukaryota, Metazoa, Chordata, Mammalia, Carnivora, Felidae.